AUGAGGCAUUAUGAGAUAAUUAUGAUCGAGGAGGUUAUGCAGCAGAAGGCGCCAGGGGUGCCUAGUAAUUUGAAACUCCAACAACCACACAACUCUGCUUCACAAGUAUCACGAAGUAAUAACUUCACUGCGAAUUUUUUCAAAACUACUUUUAGCUAUCGAAGCAAGGCGGUAACGCCCACCUCUUCCUAUACCGUUGAGAAAUCUAUCAAAAUAGGCAGCGCGGAGACUAAGCCUGUAACCAGAAAUAGGCCCAGGACAGCUCCAGCAACAGAUGCGUCUAACAAAGUUAAAACGAGACGAGAAAUUGAUCGCAGACCUAACGUAAGGCCCAUCGAUAAGCCUUCCACCGAACCUGUGCGACCCUUACGAAUUAAGGCUACUACAUCAGAUUCUGGAGGAUCAAAUAAAGAAAGUGGGAAAAAGGAUGUAAAAAACACAAAUGUUAUAUUGCAAAUUGUAAAGAAAUCUGUUAAAACACCAGCACCUAAAACGCCGGAUAGUAUCUUACCACCCACUUUGAAAUCGAAAAACGAUAGAAAUUUAAAAGUUAUAAAAACUAUAAAUAAUAAUGACGUUUGGACCAAUCCUGAUGACAUCAAAACCACUCAAAGGAAAAUAUCUCCUCUACUAAAGUAA
This is a messenger RNA of Arctia plantaginis, 639 nucleotides long. NCBI's taxonomy places the organism in Eukaryota, Metazoa, Arthropoda, Insecta, Lepidoptera, Erebidae. The record is from the annotation of a GenBank genome assembly.